AUGUGAAUAUGCUGGAAUUUCACAAUCUGUAAUAGUCCUGUCCCUGUUGUUAUCCCUCUUUUUCUUUAUUUAUUAUCUCUAGAUAAUCUUUUGGAAGGGAUUCUGUAAAUCUCUUGCUUCUCCCACCCCUCACCUCCACCCUACUGAAUUAAAUGAUGAUAUCUCCUAUUCAUGGUUCAAAAACGAACUACCAAGUAGGUGUUUCUGAAUGCGAUUCUUGAUAUCUGGAGCUUGAAUCAUUUUACCUUCAAAGAACAUCAAUCAGAGGUAUAAAAAUGAGCCGGAUUCAGAAUGGAAAAAACCGAAAUCCUGAGAAACCUAUUUCAGGAUGCUUGGGAAGAAUGGUGAACCUGUUUGAUUUAAAUACUGGUUUGGGAGGGAACAAGCUCCUUACAGAUAAGCCACAUCAUGAUGGAAAUGGAACACCCAUAAAGAUGCUAAUUGCACAAGAAAUGUCAAAAGAAGAUGAAUGUAAGCAGAGUCCAUCUAAUUUGGUUGCGAAGCUGAUGGGGCUGGAUGCCCUCCCACAGCAGCAUCAACAACCUGUUUCAGCUUCAUGCAGGAGCCAUUCAAGACAUUCAAGGAGCCAAUCUGAAUCCUUGGACACACAAUCAAAACAUGAGAUCACAAAGUGUCCUGAACAGGAAGAAUACAAAGAUGUUUUUGAAAUAUGGCAGCAACAUUACAAAGAAAGAUGUAGUGAAAAACAGAGUGAGAGUAAGAUGGAUCUUAUCAGGGAAAAGUUCAUGGAAGCCAAACGUUUAUCUACUGAUGGAAAACUUCGCCAGUCCAAACAGUUUCAAGAUGCAUUGGAAGUUUUAAGUUCCAAUAAAGAUUUGUUUCUCAAGUUUCUUCAAGAACCCAAUUCAUUAUUCUCUCAGCAUCUAUACAAUCUGCAGUCUGUUCCUCCACCUCCAGACUCUAGACGCAUCACAGUUCUUAGGCCUUCUAAGUUGGUGGAUACUCAAAAGAAAAAUGAAAAACAGGACCCGAUACCAUGGGAUAAAAACAAUUCUGAUCUCUUCUUUUCUCCUGAAUGUUGCAAAACUGAUGAAAACCCUAUACAGCCAACGCGUAUUGUGAUACUAAAACCUCAUAACAUCAAGGUUGUUGAUUCACAUUCACAUGAUGAUGUAUUUGAUGGGGAUCCAGAAGACAGCGAGGUGUUGGAAUCAAGAGAAACUGAAGAAGAGGAGAUUGCACUUAGAAGAGACGAGACCCUUCUUUCUUCUGUUUUUUCAAAUGGUUAUAUUGGUGAUGAUAGUUCAUUUUGUAAAUCAGAAAUUGAUUAUGCAGCAGGGAACCUUAGUGAUUCAGAAGUUGUGUCACCAACUUCUAGACACUCAUGGGACUAUAUUAAUCGGUUUAAUAGCCACUAUGCCACUUCAUCCAGCCGUGCAUCUUAUUCACCAGAGUCAUCUGUCUGUAGGGAAGCUAAGAAACGUCUUUCUGAAAGAUGGGCAAUGAUGGCAUCAAAUAAGAAUCUUCAAGAACAAAGACAGAUACAAAGAAGUUCCAGUACAUUGGGUGAUAUGCUUGCUCUUUCUGAUUUGAAGAAAUCCGUAAAACCAGAGGAAAAAAAACAAGAGUUUAUUAUGGGAUCUAAUGAUUUGAACAAGCGUGAAGAUGAUGAUGAUAAUGAUAAUAGCCCUAGAAAGCUUUCAAGAUCAAAAUCUGUUCCAACAUCUGGAGUUUCAGGUUCCUUGGAAGGGAAAGGAGAUGAUAGCAAGGAAAAGCUUGUGAAAUCAUCAUUCAAGGGGAGAGUUUCAAGUUUGUUUUUCUCCAAAAACAAGAAAUCUAGCAAAGAGAAGUCAAACCAGUCAAAGGAUGAAUGCCCAAGAAAUGAAGGAUCUCCAUGUGUUGAAGACGAAUCAUGUAGUCAAUUAUUAUAUAGAAGAUCACAAGUCAUAGUUUUACCUGAGAAGGCUGGAUUUUCUUGUAAAAAUCCCGAGUUUCUCAGAAACCACAGCAGCGAGAACCAAGACCAACCAAGCCCUAUAUCAGUCUUGGAACCACAAUUUGAAGAAGAUGAUCACACAGCAAAUGCCAAGCUGAAUAAGCAUGAUUCUAUGAAAUACAAGUUGAUUGACAAAUCUCCACCCAUUGGGUCCAUAUCCCGUACCCUAUCAUGGGAUGAUACUAGCCUAGGGUCAGCCACACCGUACUCCGGUAAACCCUCAUCAUCAGCACCACCACUAAACCCACAGGAAGAGGAGCAAGAAUGUCUGUUGUAUGUUGAGACCUUGUUAUCAGUAGCAGGUCUCCAUAAGACCCGAUCAAACUCACUUUUCGCCAGGUGGCAUUCACCCGAAAGCCCAUUAGACCCAUCAUUGAGGGACAAGUACAUGAACCUAACCGAAAAAGACUCCAUUUUGUCGCAAAACAAACAAAGGCAUCAUCAUCAUCAUCAUAGAUCCAUGACAAAACUCGUGUUUGAUUGUGUCAACGAGGCGUUGAUGGAUAUUGGUAGUGGGGGUGGGGCUCACAUGAUGACGUCAGCAUUGGUGGGGGACCGAGUGUGGGCCCGGAUGAAGGAAUGGUUGUUUUCCGGGGAGGAGAGGUGGGGGGAGUGGGAGGAUAGUGAUGGUGAUGGCGGGAGUGUGGUGGAGGAGGUGGUGAGGAAGGAGGUGGUGGGGAGGGGGUGGGUGGAGGGGUUGAGAUUGGAAAUUGAUGAUACAAGAAAGGAUAUAGAAGGGAAGUUGCUUGAGGAGCUGGUGGAAGAGUCUGUGUUGGAGUUGACUGGUAGAGCUUCAUCAGUUUUUUAAUUUAUAUUAUUAUUUUGGGCCUAAAUUAUAACACAAUUAUUUGUGUACCAUUAAAACAGUAUUAUAAUGUCUUGCUAGUUUCCAAAAAAAAUGGUACUUGUUUUGCUGUCAUUUAUUAAGUAUACCA
Molecule: messenger RNA, 2892 nt
Organism: Lactuca virosa
Lineage: Eukaryota; Viridiplantae; Streptophyta; Magnoliopsida; Asterales; Asteraceae
Source: the annotation of a GenBank genome assembly